GCGGGUAUCAGUAAUACUUGUUUCUGGCGGCGUUUUGGACUCCUCAGAGUGACUGACUCUAAGCUUGCUUCAGUUAACAUAUAGUUUCCGUUGUCAAAUUGUCCUGAACUCAUGUUUGAUUUGCUGUUAAUCGUUGUUUGUUGCUGCUGCCACUAAGAGUCUCAAGCAGAAAACCAAUUAUCAAAUUUAAAUGACAGAAAAACGCUCCUCACGGAUACGAAAAGUUCACAAUUACGCUCUAUUAGGUGACAGUGAUACAGAGUUCUUUGAUGAUGAUGAUGAACCCGUUAAAUUCAAGAAGACUGGUGAUAAAGAAGUCAAGUCGAUAAGUAAACCUUCAAAGACUAAGAUAACGAAAGAUACGCCCAUGAAACAAUAUGAAACAAUUCAAACACAAAAGGAAAAGCCAUCUAACAUAAUAAUCAACAAAGCAAAACUGACCAGUUCUAAUCUUUCGGCUUCCCACUGUGAAACUUCAGAACCUAUAACAAUUUCUAGCCACAAAGCUUUGUCAAAAUCCCCUCCUUCUACCAUUGUUUAUUCCAACUCAUUAGUCAAUAAUGUAACUACACCACCUUCAAAUAAAGCUUUUUUUCCUGUUACGCCGUCUAGUGGCCUUCGUCUUGGUUUAUCGCGUACAAAAAGGUUAAGACCUUUACAUGCAAAUGUGCGUAUAGCAUAAUUUAUGAUAUUUCUUAGACGUUGUACAAAGGAAUUUUUAAAACCUAAUUUUGUUUUACUGUGCAAUUCUCUUAUAAUAACUACUGCUUUAUGGAUUCUGAUAACUGAAUGUUCAGUUACUUCUUUGACUGUCAACAUCAGUUGUUUUUAAUUCGUUCAUAUCUGUGUCUUUUUACUCAGAAUUCGACGUUUAUCGCACUAUAUAUUUUAAAUCAAUCUUUCAUAUUAUUUGAGAAUAAUUAUUAAAUC
Messenger RNA from Schistosoma curassoni, 930 nucleotides. The record is from the annotation of a GenBank genome assembly. Lineage: Eukaryota; Metazoa; Platyhelminthes; Trematoda; Strigeidida; Schistosomatidae.